AGGAGGGAGGGCUCUUCCGGGAGGACUUUGAUGAGGAGCCACCCAAUGGCUGACUUUCACAUUUGGCGCCAAAUUGGGAGGCUCGGGGAGGGGUUGAGGCGGUAAUCCCCACUUCUCUGCGCCUGCGUGGGACACAGUCGCGAGAGGAGCUUUGGCGCGAGUCGCGGAACAUUUUUCUUUCCCCGGCUGCUCCUGGUCCGACGGAAUCGCGGUGAGGGCUGCUGGGACCCUGAGCGGAGUUGUUCCCAGUACACCUUCUGGGAAUUAAGGGGAAGCUGGUGUGGGGUCCAGGAAAAAUGGAAUCAGAGGAGAACAAUUUGCUGGACCUUCCUGAUUAUGAAGGGAUAGAAGAUGAAGCUUUUCAACCUUUUCCACCUCCAGCCUCUCCAGGAAGGGAUGAUGCUGGAGAAAAUGAGCUUACUACAGAUACAUCGAGGAAUCAGAUGGGAGAAAUGCCUGUAGUUAUAAAGAAAACUGUAAAAAGGAAUUUGCCUAAGUUAGAUGCUCAGAGAUUAAUUUCAGAAAGAGGACUUCCAGCUUUAAGACAUGUGUUUGAAAAAGUGAAAUUCAAAGGUAAAGGUCAUGAGGCUGAAGAUUUGAAGACAUUAAUAAGACACAUGGAGCACUGGGCACAUAGACUAUUCCCCAAACUGCAAUUUGAGGAUUUUAUUGGUAGAGUAGAACAUUUGGGAAAUAAGAAGGAAGUUCAGACCUGCUUAAAGCGAAUUCGGCUGGAUCUUCCUAUUAUACAUGAAGAUUUUAUUAGUAAUGAUGGUGAUAAAACAGAAGGAAAUGGAGUAGAUACAGCUACUGUAGACUUUGAUUCCCUUUUUUCAAAUCAAGUUGACACAGAAAUAUUUGCACCUCAGUUGAAUACAAGUUUAACAGAAGAACAACAGAAAAGAAUUGAGAAGAACAAACAACUAGCUUUGGAAAGGAGACAGGCAAAAUUGUUAAAUAACAGUCAGUCCCAAGAAAAUGAUAUGUCAAUUAUCGGACUCAGAACACAGGCAUUAGAAAAUGAUAGUACAAAUGAAGCACAAGAAGAGAAUUUAAAUGGAUUAAGUGAAGAAAGUCUAGAAGUUACAGACAGUGCUGCUGGUUCUACAAAUAUAAAUGAUGACCUACAAACUUCAAGAGUAGAUGAAGUCAUUUAAAAUAUACAUGACUAUUCAACAGAUCUUUUUAUUUAUUAACACUUAAGUGCCAACAAUAGGUUUGUCUCAUUCAGAAGCAUGGAUACGUCUCAGUUAAAACUAAAAAAAUAAUCUUUAUUAGCUACUUGUUCUCUAGUUUAACAAGUAGAGAUUUAUUACCAUAUUAGCCCGAAUAUAGUGCGCUCCCAAAUAUUUUGAAGGAUAACUCAGAAAGAGAAAACAUCCAUUUUAUUUUCUCCUUUUAAAUUACAACUUUCUCUUAACUCAUGAAUAAUGCAGUCACUUUAUAUUUGAAGUUUUUUCAAGGUCCUGAAAACAAGUUAAAGAAGUUUUAAUGCCACUUUUAUUAAAUAUGUAUUACUUUUAUAGGUUCUUGUGAGAAACUACCUUCUAAUAUUUUAAUCAUGUUCUUCCUCUUCUAUUUUCUUCAUCUCCUGAAAUGGAAACAUCAUUUGAGUCAUUGCCAUCACCCUCUUCUUUCUACAAAACACCAUCUUCACAACCAUCCAUACUGUUGGAUACACAACAUUUUUUAAACCCAAGCACAAUAGACUCGGUGGAGAUUUUGUCCCAAGUAAUUUUGAUCCAGUUCACUAAUACGGUGACCAAUGGUUUCUUUAUUUUUUUGUAAUGGAGUAAAUUCUUGGUUUCUGGUCAACAUCCACUCAUUAUAUUCUUUCCUCAAAUGAUCUUUGAAUGGCUUAUUAAUUACUACAUAUAACACUUGUAAUUGUGAUGUCAUUCCUCCUGGAAUAACAACUAGGUCUGGGUGCAUUUCAGCAACUCCCUUUUUCAAAUUUUCAGGCAGGUGACCCUUGAACGCAUUGAGAACGAGCAUUCCUCUCUGAUACCUACCCCAGACCACAUUCAACCAAUCUAACACAAGUUCUUCAUUCAUCCAUCCCUUUUCCUGCACACAAAAGAUAACUCCUGAUGGUCACUUCUCCUUAGGUAAUGGUUUAUGCCUUGAAAUUACAUAAGGAGGCAGUUUUUGCCGGUCAGCUGUGACUGCUAACAUCAUGGCCAUUCUGGUUUUCUCAUUUCCAGUUGUUUUAAUCAGCACUGAUUUGGCACUUUUAGUAUUAACGGUGACAUUUGACAGAAUAUUAAAAAUGGGCAUUUGGUUGACAUUUCCCAUCUGCCCUAGGAGAUAGACAUGCUUUUUAUGUUUGCUGAGGUGCACAAUACACUACUUAUGGUUUCAAAGCUGGAAGUGCUAAAAUAUAGUGUGAAUGUAACUUUCAAAGGUACAUAUUGGAGGAAAAAAUGCUGCACUAUAUUUAGACUAAUAGAGUACAUUUUUUUUUUUAUGGUGGGUAAAAACAUUUAAGUGGUUAACUUUAUUGGAAGCUUUUUAAAGAGAUGGGCUACUUGUUUAUAUUUGUUCCACUUAUUUAUUUCUAUUAGCUUAAAUUCUUACAGCCUCCAGAACUCCUUUUGCUUGUCUUUUUAUAUAGACAGAUCUUUUGACAGUUAGGUAUUUUCUGCUGCUAGUAUAUAAUUUUAAAAAGUACUUAAUGUUUUAAGAUGUAAAGAUGAUUGUACACUUUUGUAAAAUAAGUGAAUAAAUAAAAACUUUUACAGAA
Monodelphis domestica (gray short-tailed opossum) is the source of this 2743-nucleotide messenger RNA. It is a transcript of the gene TIPIN, whose product is annotated as TIMELESS interacting protein. Gene Ontology annotation, cellular component: nucleus; replication fork protection complex. Gene Ontology annotation, biological process: DNA replication checkpoint signaling; replication fork processing; replication fork arrest. Gene Ontology annotation, molecular function: DNA binding. NCBI's taxonomy places the organism in Eukaryota, Metazoa, Chordata, Mammalia, Didelphimorphia, Didelphidae. The record is from RefSeq and is a predicted model, not a curated record.